GUCGGUCGAUCUUUCCACUUCUCGCCAGUUGCAAAGUUUGAUUGAUGUUGGCAGAGUGGACCACCGAGUCGUCCGUGCUCCUCGGCGUCAACACGACGCUGCUGCUGCUCAUCGCAGCGGUCUUUGGCUUGAACGUCGCGCGCCACCACCGGAACCUCCACGACGCCUACUCGCAGGUCAUUGUGCUGCGCCUCGCGCUCUCGUUUUUCAUCUCGGGUGGCGCGUACUUUCUCAACUUUUUGUGGCAAAUCAUCUACCGAGACGAGACGCUGACCGAGAUCCAAGAAGCGAUCGGCCACUUUAUCUCGGGCCUCCUCGAAGGCCUCGUGCUUCUCUCGUUCUUCGCGCUCCUCGUCGUUCAAGUCGGCGGCACGAGCCACGCGGUGCGCUUGUUUGCCCAGUACGCCAGCAACGGCGGCAAUGACGCGGCGACGUCGAUGGCGUCAGCGCAGAAGCACUACAGCGUCUACCGACGUAUUUUGUGUCUCUUCGUUCUGGCGCGCCCGUGCAUGGCCGUCGCGCUCUCUCUUCUGCACUCGAAUUCGAAUCCGACCAAGUCGAUUCGCACCGUCAUUGCGGUGUGCAACGUCCUCUUCCUCGUCGCCGCCGUCGCGUCUGUCGUGCGAACGAUGCGGCGUCUCCGCGUCGAAAUCCCGGCGUCGUUUCAUGGCGCGGUCAAGUUUAUCAUUGUCAAGCUGCUACUGCUGCUCUCCGUCUUGCAGUGGACGGUCUACACGUACAUUGACGACGACGCGAGGACGCCGUCGCACUUGGAGAUUUACUGGACCGCGUGCAUGCUCGAGGUGCUUCUUCUCUCGACCGCGUUCUACGUCGCGUCGGCGCCAGCGUCGUUCACUGCUGCCGACACGCCGAGGGUGCCCUUCUGGCGCUUCUGGGAUGUCGCUGACAACCCGAUCCGCGGCAGCAAGUCGGUCGACCGCCUUCCUGAAAUGGAGUUCAGUCCCGCGCCGGCGACGCCGCAGCACCUCGUCUAAACACCCCUUGUGUCUCGAACAUGACCUUGAAGAUGAAGAGUCAUGCCCCAUGCGGUUGCAAAGUCUACGAUAAUGAAGAAACACGAUUUGCUUUGUAUGACAAC
This is a messenger RNA of Saprolegnia parasitica CBS 223.65, 1099 nucleotides long. RefSeq lists its product as hypothetical. The coding region runs from base 45 to 995 and encodes 316 amino acids. Lineage: Eukaryota; Oomycota; Saprolegniomycetes; Saprolegniales; Saprolegniaceae. The transcript has a single exon. The record is from RefSeq and is a predicted model, not a curated record.